AUGCUGUACCGCGCUACCGCCGCCCGCUCCGUGCUCCGGGCUGUCUCGGGCUCCAAUGCCUCUGUGGCUCGCUCUGUCUUGGGCAACCCUAUCUUCAAGGCCCAGCUGACCUCGUCUGCCCGUGCCGUUCGUCCGGCUGUCAAGCCCAACUUCGCCCUCGCUGCUCACAAGCCCGUCACCACCGCUCUCAUUCGCCAUGCGUCAUCCUCGGCCAAGGACGAUGAGGAAAUUGAUAUGAUGGCCGGUAUGAAGGCCGAGGCUAAAGUGAUUGGCGAGACCUUCAGCUUGAAGGGUGUCCCCAAGGAGGCUAUGGCGCUCGGUAUGGCGGGUGUCCUGCCUUACCUUGCGACCUCUCUCCAGACCGUCUAUCUCUCUUGGGAGAUUAACCGGGCCGCUACUCUCGGUGAGGGCUUGAUCUUCUCGGGCCAGAGCGCUGAGCUCAUGCUGCACAUGCUCGAGCCUAUCCAGGUUGGCUUCGGCGCCGUCAUUCUGUCUUUCCUCGGUGCGGUUCACUGGGGUCUUGAGUGGGCUGGCUACGGCGGCAAGUUCGGCUACCGCCGUUACGCCGCCGGUGUCAUCGCCCCGGCUGUCGCCUGGCCCACUCUGCUCCUCCCUGUGGAGUACGCCUUGAUCAGCCAGUUCUUGGCCUUCACUUUCCUCUACUACAACGACGCUCGCGCUGCUGCGACCGGCCGUGCCCCUCACUGGUACGGCAUGUACCGCUUCGUCCUGACCUUUGUGGUUGGCGCCAGCAUUGUCGCCACUCUCAUCGGCCGUGAGCAGAUCCAGCAAAACAUUGUCUCUGAGCACACCAUCAAGGACAAGAUCAACGCCUUGAUGUUCCUCCAGAAGAAGGAGAAGGAGGAGGCCGAGGCUCGCCGCAAGGGUGAGCUCGCCGCUGACGAGUAA
This is a messenger RNA of Penicillium oxalicum, 909 nucleotides long. RefSeq names its product DUF3429 domain-containing protein. The record is from RefSeq and is a predicted model, not a curated record. Lineage: Eukaryota; Fungi; Ascomycota; Eurotiomycetes; Eurotiales; Aspergillaceae. The transcript is spliced from 4 exons. Bases 1 to 909 code for a protein of 302 amino acids.